This is a messenger RNA of Macroventuria anomochaeta, 390 nucleotides long. RefSeq lists its product as uncharacterized. The record is from RefSeq and is a predicted model, not a curated record. The transcript has a single exon. Gene Ontology annotation, cellular component: membrane. The annotation marks the transcript as partial. Lineage: Eukaryota; Fungi; Ascomycota; Dothideomycetes; Pleosporales; Didymellaceae.
GCCAUCAACGUCGCAUUACAAGGCAAGAUCUGCACAUGGGACAACCGCAACCCGCGCAACACCGACCUGAGAGCCAAGCUGAAAGCACGUCUACCGGCGGAGACGUACGCCAAGUAUGAGCGCCUGGAGGCCUGCCAUACCAACAGCAUGGAGAGCUUCCCGCUCUUCACAGCAGUUAUCGUCCUGGGUAACAUCGCUGGGCUGAAGAAGGGGGACCUGACCGGCUUCACGGCGUACUUUUUGGCUGUGAGGAUUGCAUAUAUGACUGUGUAUGCUACGCACAAGACACAGGGGCCGACGGCGCUGAGAACGGGCAUUUGGUAUGUGGGUGUUGGAUUGUGCUUCAAGACGAUUGUUCAGGCUGCGAAGGCCAUGGGUGGACGUACGUAA